Asparagus officinalis (garden asparagus) is the source of this 381-nucleotide messenger RNA. RefSeq lists its product as uncharacterized. The transcript has 3 exons. The record is from RefSeq and is a predicted model, not a curated record. Bases 76 to 381 code for a protein of 101 amino acids. Lineage: Eukaryota; Viridiplantae; Streptophyta; Magnoliopsida; Asparagales; Asparagaceae.
UCCCUAAAUAUUCCUUAGGUUCCUCCUCUCCGCCUUCUCCUCAGCCCAUUCGAUCUUCCGUUAAAACUUUUUAAGAUGAAAUCAAUUAAUCAGUUCAUCCGUUACCCUAAAUCUUCCUUAGGUUCCGCCUUCUCUCCGCCUUCUCUCCGCCUUCUUUCAGUUCUUACGUUACGACGUCCAACGAUCUUAAGCCAUAAAUUUCCAAAGAUGAUUGUUACUGCCCUAAUCAUAAUCUCUGCGCAUCCGCCAUCAUCUCCUCAGUUGUCUGAAUUUUGGCAUCGGUCAAGGAUUGUCCGAAUCAGGGCUUGCUUCAAUUCUUCAUAUUGCUCCUUUGUCAGUUUCAUCAGAUAUUCUACUUGGUUGGAUUUGCCUUUUUUUUAA